AAGCAUAGUGACCUUGCAGUCUUGACUAUCUCACCAUGGUGGCUGAAUUCGACUAUUGGCUUCGCUGGGCAUCACAGCUACAGGCUGGGCAGAAGCUGUGGUAUCAGCGAUGCGAAGGUCGCAAUGUGCUGGCAGAAGUGGUUGAUGUAUGCCCGGAGCACAAUGCCUGCUGGGUGAAGUAUCAGGUGCAGCGUCCGCAAGGUGGCCAGCAACACCGCCGGGCCUUGGUGAAGUUGGAAGAACUGGCCCGCCUUCAGCAGCAACAUGAGGACCUUAGCUCGGAGCAGCAACAUGAGAGCUUUGACUCGGAGUCGCUUUCGCAAUGCGAUGCAGAUCCUCAAGCUCGGAUCGAAGAGGGAAGGCGCAAGGCGUUCAGCAUGAUCGCGGCCGAGAGCUCUGACUCCGAAGGAUCUCUGAGACACGGCUCCAGGCGAAGCAAGCUAUAUAGUAUGCUCUUCGUGUCAGAUGAUGAGCGACCGCGAGCCUACAGCAUGCUCACGGAUUCAGGAGAAGAGCUGCGCCGCAGGGCGAUCAGCAUGAUCUUCCAAGACGAGCCAGAACACAUACGGCGAAGGAAUGUCAUGAGCAUGGUGGUUGAGGAGCCCAGCGACAUCCCACACGAGCUGCACGCGACAGAGGACGAGUCCAGUUUGCCUGAUCGUGAAGAGAGAGGCAGUGACGAACCGCAACACUGGCGUCACGGCUCUGACGAUGACAGAAGCUUCUCCGAGCCAGACAAGAGCGAUGCUGAGCGCAGCACUACUUCGCCAUCUGAGUCGGAAAGUCAGAUCGUCGGAUCGUACGGAGAAGAUGCUGCCCUUUGGCCCUCCGCGCUUUGGGCGGAGCCCCAGCUAGUUGGCUUGGAACCUGGCAAUGUAGGGAGAUUCUGUGACUCCGCCCCGGACAGCUGCAGCCACUGCACCAUGGCACUGGCGGGGCACUCCACACACAAGGUGGAGGCAGAAAUGGCAGAGCUUUGUCGAGUCCUGCAGCAGAAGGUUGCGUCACUGAGCGGCGACGAUGAUGGCGAGGUGAGCACCGAGACCCAGCCACUCUGCCGAGAGUUCUUGCUGACAGAGGAAGAGGAGGAGGAGGCAGACCCCGAAGUACUCCUUCGACAGCAUACGCCUCACCCGGACGCCUGGGACUUGGAAACCACACCGGUCCAGUGUGAAUCGCACAGCGGUACUGCACUUCGAGUUGAGCAGCCGAAGAAGCGAAAUUACCUGGUUGAUCGGGCCAGGGCAGUGCUGAGCUCUUGGACGUCUCGGCGUGCAGGAUCCAAUCAAGGCGCGAAGGAGAGCAGCAGGCACAAAGAAAGCGGCCACCCAGCUGCGCUGAUGGGGCAAUGAAUGGGGCGUUUGCAUGAGAUGCGCAUAUGUGUCUUUUCUUUUCUCCGAUCAUUUCGUUUCGACUUGAUGGCGCACGGUAAGUGAAUUGGUUAUACUCUUGAACGUGGUCCGGGUCUUUCUUCGCCAAUAUUUGAGGCAAUGAGUCCACCUCGGCGUGCGACUCUCCGACGCCUGCAGACGGUGUUGUUCCGAUGCUCCUCGGAGCCAUUCUGACUUGUCGAUGGCACAGUUCGUUUGCCUGUCAGCCCGUUGCAUCAGGGUGGAAGCUUCACCCUCGCAAGCAUCAAGUUCAACGAAUCAGCCUAGCUGCUGCACACGGCUCCGCAGCCCACGGGCUGUCACAAGGCCGGCGCAUGCAGAUGCUCCAAGCUCACCAUGCUCUCCAAACUCGCUGGGUGCAGGCAGCCCUAGUGAAUAAUUUGCGUGAAGGUCACACCCAGUACUGGGCAGCGUUGACAGUGCAAGAGAAGUGACCAAAACAUGAUCCUGUCGCUGCCGUUGUGGC
This is a messenger RNA of Effrenium voratum, 1857 nucleotides long. The record is from the annotation of a GenBank genome assembly. Lineage: Eukaryota; Dinophyceae; Suessiales; Symbiodiniaceae.